UCCAUUUGUGGUCCGUGACAUUGAUAGGGUUGUCUUCGUCCUGUAAAUGUAAUAGCUGGCACAAGGUUUUAGCUUAGCUAGGUCAAUCUCUCUCCUCUUCUCCCGCUUUCUUCCCUCCCACACCCUUCCCUCUCUUUCUCUCUCCUCAUCUCUUUCUUUUUCUUUUUUUUUUCCUUUUUUGUUUCUUUCUGUUUAAAACAUAUUACCCCUUUGGUUUGAUUAUCCGUUGACUUGGGCAAUUUGCAGUCUUUUAUGUCCUAGGGUUUUGUGAUUACAAGAACAAAAAUCAACAAUGUGGUUCCAUAUUUGUGUUUGAUCAAAUACCCAUUUGAAAAAAGUAACCAGCUUUGGAUUUUUAAAACCCAAGUUUUUUUUUUCAAGUGGAAGUAGAAGAUCUAAUUGGAAAUGAGCGCAUCUAGGUUCAUCAAAUGUGUCACAGUUGGUGAUGGUGCUGUGGGUAAAACUUGUAUGCUAAUUUCUUACACCAGCAACACUUUUCCUACUGACUACGUACCCACAGUUUUUGAUAACUUCAGUGCUAACGUCGUGGUUGACGGUAACACAGUCAAUCUAGGUUUAUGGGAUACUGCAGGUCAGGAAGACUACAAUAGGUUAAGACCUUUGAGCUAUCGUGGAGCAGAUGUUUUUAUCUUAGCAUUCUCGCUAAUCAGCAAGGCUAGUUAUGAAAAUGUUGCCAAAAAGUGGAUUCCUGAGCUGAGGCACUAUGCACCUGGUGUUCCAAUAAUUCUCGUUGGAACCAAACUAGAUCUUCGGGAUGACAAGCAGUUUUUCGUAGAUCAUCCUGGUGCAGUUCCAAUUUCAACCCAACAAGGAGAGGAGCUGAGGAAAGUUAUUGGCGCUCCUUACUACAUAGAAUGUAGUUCGAAAACUCAACAGAAUGUGAAGGCGGUUUUUGAUGCGGCCAUUAAGGUUGUCCUGCAGCCACCGAAAACCAAGAAAAAGAAAAAGAAGGCGAAAGGAUGUUAUAUUUUGUGAUUAGGCAAAGUUUAGAAGGACAUUAACUUGCCAGUUUCUUGUGUUUCAUCCUAAUUUUUAAUCAAUUAUUAUCAUGUGUUGAGUUUUAUUUCUGCUUUUCAGAGGAAACAGUAGUCUCUUGGUGUAUAGUUUCAACUGACACAGACAUCCCAAAGUUGUCUUCCAAAAUUGAAUCUUUUAUGUAGGGAAUUAUUACCUUGCUCAA
Beta vulgaris subsp. vulgaris (sugar beet) is the source of this 1201-nucleotide messenger RNA. Its product is annotated as rac-like GTP-binding protein 5. Gene Ontology annotation, molecular function: GTP binding; GTPase activity; protein kinase binding. The coding region runs from base 406 to 996 and encodes 196 amino acids. Gene Ontology annotation, biological process: actin filament organization; establishment or maintenance of cell polarity; regulation of cell shape. Gene Ontology annotation, cellular component: cell projection; plasma membrane; cytoskeleton. NCBI's taxonomy places the organism in Eukaryota, Viridiplantae, Streptophyta, Magnoliopsida, Caryophyllales, Amaranthaceae. The record is from RefSeq and is a predicted model, not a curated record. The transcript is spliced from 7 exons.